AUGGUUAACGUUCCUAAAACCCGCCCGACUUUCUGUAAAAAGUGCGGCAAGCACCAGCCUCGCAAAGUGACCCAGUACAAGAAGGGCAAGGAUUCUCUGUGUGCCCAGGGAAAGCGGCGUUAUGACAGGAAGCAGAGAGGCUAUGGUGGGCAGACCAAGCCCGUUUUCUGGAGAAAAGCUAAAACUACAAAGAAAAUAGUGCUGAGGCUUGAGUGUGUUGAGCCCAACUGCAGAUCUAAGAGGAUGCUGGCUAUUAAGAGAUGCAAGCAUUUUGAACUGGGAGGGGACAAGAAGAGAAAGGGACAAGUGAUCCAGUUCUAAGCUCCAUUUUUUGCUUUUUUAUGAAGAAAAUAAAA
Castor canadensis (American beaver) is the source of this 356-nucleotide messenger RNA. RefSeq names its product large ribosomal subunit protein eL42-like. Gene Ontology annotation, molecular function: structural constituent of ribosome. The record is from RefSeq and is a predicted model, not a curated record. Lineage: Eukaryota; Metazoa; Chordata; Mammalia; Rodentia; Castoridae. Gene Ontology annotation, biological process: translation. Gene Ontology annotation, cellular component: ribosome.